Molecule: messenger RNA, 1150 nt
Organism: Bactrocera tryoni
Lineage: Eukaryota; Metazoa; Arthropoda; Insecta; Diptera; Tephritidae
Product: probable alpha-aspartyl dipeptidase
Exons: 3
Coding region: 238-960 (240 amino acids)
Biological process (GO): proteolysis
Molecular function (GO): serine-type peptidase activity
Source: RefSeq, a predicted model, not a curated record
CAACCCUUAACAACUACACUUGUUGUUAAUUGUUGUUCUUGAUCGUAUAAACAAAAUCGAUAAUAAGCCUUAUCUUUAGAAGUAUUUUUUUAUUAUUUCUCGUAAAUUAGGUGUAUAGUAAACUUGUCUGCACAUAAAUAACUUGUUUCGCGAACACCAGUACAAACAGCACAAAGCACUUGCUCUGCACGAAGUCUCAAAUCGUAAUUCCAAAAUUUCGAAAGUUUGCUAGUAAAAAUGUCACCGCGUUCGCUUUUCUUGCUCUCCUCUUCACGCGUACAUGGUUAUGAAUUUUUGGAGCACGCAAAAGAACAUUUAAAGGAAUUUCUAACUAAACGCAAUGUGAAAACGGUGCUCUUUGUGCCUUACGCACAGAACGACUACAAUAAAUACACAGAACUUGUCGAAAAUACACUUUCGCCAUGGGGUUUUAAAGUUGAAGGUUUACACGUUAAACAGAAUCCCAUACAAGCAGUGCUGCAGGCGGAGGCGCUGUUCAUCGGUGGUGGCAAUACUUUUGUAUUGCUUAAAGCGCUUUACGAUGAAAAUCUAAUACCUAUAAUACGUGAACGUGUACUCCAAAAGGGUAUACCGUAUAUUGGCUCCAGUGCCGGCACUAAUGUGGCCACACUUUCCAUACAUACAACAAACGAUAUGCCUGUGGCGUUUCCACCCACAUUUGACGCUUUACGUCUAGUGCCGUUCAACAUCAAUCCACAUUAUCUGGAACCCGACGCAGCGACACGUCAUAAAGGUGAGACGCGUGACGAACGCAUUAACGAAUUUAUUGAGUACCAUAAAAAGCCGGUAUUGGGCUUACGCGAGGGCACCGCUUUGUUGGUGGAAGGUGAUAAGGCCGUUUUAGUAGGCGAUCGCAAUGCGAAAUUGUUUAUGGCCAAUAAGGAGCAAGUUGAAUUUGCACCAAACACCGACCUGAGUUUUCUUUUAAAUCAAUCUUAAAUUGUAUUGGCGUAAGCAACAUUAUUUUUUAAAUUAAAUUUAAACGUCAAACUGAAGAGUUUACAUCUAAUGCAUUUCUUGUGUUUCGCACUGACAUUGUACGUAUGAAUUGUUCUUGCAUUUGUGCUGCUGCUAUCAACUGUUAUGUUUAACGUACAAUAUUGGACAAAUAAAAGGCAUUUACUCAACA